AUCCCGCGGUCCCUCCACUCCUUCCACCUCCUCCUUCACCUCCGUCCCUCCAAACUUGACUCCCUCGCUAUUCUGACACCACUUCCCCAGUUCCAUACCCCCUACUCGAAUCUUUCUCGCAUCCCUAUUCCUAUUCAAUCCUAAUUCAUGGAUCUCGACGCAGGAGAUUCCCCGUGGGGCGACGUCCCAUCUCAGUCGCCUCCCACCCAUACCGCUCCCGAAACUGACACUCAAGAGACAACUCCCAACCAACCGACACAGCCAGCUAGCUCCAACAAUGCUUCGCGUUCUCCCGUCCGAAGAGGCCCCAGAGGCACCCGCCGGAUCAAUGCGCAGGCGACCAAGUUAGAAGCCGUCGACGAUUCUUUCGACCCCCUCGGCCCGCUUGGAGACAAGGCCACGGAGAGCAGCCCCAACGAACAGGCACCGACUCCACCGCAAAAGGAGGCAUUCGGCGCGCGCGGCGUGCGUCCGACUUCCUCGGCAUCGCAGGCGUCCAGCAGUGCGGCGCUGGGAGAGUCUGUCAACCUUGAAGAGGAUGGCGCGGGAUUCCGAGGCCCUCCGCCGGUCCAGCCCCCGAGUGACGCGGAGGGGUCGAAGCGACACUCCGAACCCAGCAUCAGCGUCGAGAAGGCCGCGAACCCGACCUUCGACAUUACUGUUGGGGACCCGCACAAAGUUGGAGAUCUCACGAGCAGUCAUAUCGUGUAUCAAGUCAGGACGAAGACGACCUCUAAAGCCUACAGACAGCCGGAAUUCACGGUCAGCCGGCGAUAUCGCGAUUUCCUGUGGCUCUACAACUCCAUGCACAACAACAACCCCGGCGUCGUUGUUCCUCCGCCCCCGGAGAAGCAAGCAGUGGGUCGGUUCGAUACGAACUUCGUCGAGUCUCGAAGAGCUGCCCUGGAGCGCAUGUUGAACAAGAUUGCGGCGCAUCCCAUCCUUCAACAUGACGGUGACCUGAAGAUUUUCCUAGAGAGCGACACGUUCAACCUUGAUGUGAAAAACAAGGAAAACCGGGAACCUGAUCUCGGGCAAAGCAAGGGCAUGUUCAGUUCUUUUGGGAUUAAUGUUGGUGGAGGUGGGAAGUUUGUUGAACAUGACGAUUGGUUCCAUGACCGCAAGAUCUAUCUUGAUGCCCUGGAGAAUCAGCUGAAGGCGUUGCUGAAGUCUGUCGACUCCGUGGUGGCUCAGCGGAAAGGAUUGGCCGAAGCAGCGGGCGACUUUUCUGCAUCAAUUCACGCCUUGGCUGCUGUCGAGCUCUCGCCUGCACUGUCGGCCCCCCUGGAGGGUCUUUCCGACCUUCAGCUGCGCAUCAGGGAGUUGUAUGAGCGUCAAGCACAGCAGGAUGUUCUCACCCUCGGAAUCACCAUCGACGAGUACCUGCGCCUGAUUGGCAGUGUCAAGACAGCGUUCACUCAACGACAAAAGGCAUUCCACAGCUGGCAUGCGGCGGAGGCUGAAUUACAGAAACGCAAGCACACCCAGGAAAAACUGCUCAGACAAGGAAAGACUCAACAGGAUCGCCUCACGCAAGUCAAUGCCGACGUGGCCGAUGCUGAACGCAAAUCCCACCAGGCACGGUUGUUGUUCGAGGAUAUGGGCCGGUUGAUGCGGAAUGAACUCCAGCGGUUUGAGAAGGAGAAGGUGGAGGACUUCAAGUCUGGUGUCGAGACAUUCUUGGAGAGCGCCGUCGAAGCCCAGAAGGAGUUAAUCGAAUUAUGGGAAACCUUCCUGAUGCAGCUCGACGCGGGAGAAGAAGGCAAUCUGCUGUAUGGUGCACCUGGGGCAGGCGAUGCUCCAGCCGAAACAGUUCCGGAGACAGCUCCAGCCGAAGCAGCGGAAGAGGCUUAGGUGAUAUCCCGUUCUUUCUCACCUCUGUAUAAGAUAACCCGCCACGACUCGCUGACGGCCCCCCAAAUGUCAUUGUCGUUAUACUCCCUUGUGUCUCAUUUGCAAUCCCUUGGUGCGGCGCACAGUUGUUCGUAUCCGGCGAGUCCUUGACCAGUACGCAACCCAGAUAACUGUUUAGCAGCGCAUUUAAGCCCUUACUUUUUUCCACCUCAUGUAGUCUAAUCCAACUGCCAAACUUGCAGCAAACAAACGAGAAAACAAAACUCCAUUCAAAGGGGUGCGUGGUAUGAUGACG
This is a messenger RNA of Aspergillus japonicus CBS 114.51, 2149 nucleotides long. RefSeq names its product sorting nexin 1. Gene Ontology annotation, biological process: retrograde transport, endosome to Golgi; protein retention in Golgi apparatus. Gene Ontology annotation, molecular function: phosphatidylinositol binding. Gene Ontology annotation, cellular component: endosome. The record is from RefSeq and is a predicted model, not a curated record. The coding region runs from base 148 to 1854 and encodes 568 amino acids. NCBI's taxonomy places the organism in Eukaryota, Fungi, Ascomycota, Eurotiomycetes, Eurotiales, Aspergillaceae. The transcript has 6 exons.